AUGGACGACUCAGAAUUAGCAGCUAUCCGGGCCGCGAGAUUGGCCGAGUUGCAGCGAAAUGCCCAAGGUGGCGGAUCGCAAGCACAGGAAAACAAGACAAAUCAAAACGAUCCAAGUCAGUCGAUACUGUCUCAGAUUCUAGAGCCAGAGGCCAAAGAGCGACUCUGCCGUGUCCGGAUGGUCAGGCCCGAACGGGUGACAUCAGUGGAGAGCUACCUGUUGAGGUUGUUCAAAUCUGGAGCAAUCAGAACAAAGAUUUCCGAGAGCGACAUUGUGGAAAUUCUGGAAAAAGUGUCCAAAGAAGAACGGAAAGGCAACGAGACCAAGAUUGUCUUCGAUCGCCGCUCGACCCACUACGAGGACGAGGAUGAGGGCGAAGAAGACGAUUUUUUUGAUUAA
This is a messenger RNA of Ogataea parapolymorpha DL-1, 399 nucleotides long. RefSeq lists its product as uncharacterized. Gene Ontology annotation, cellular component: cytosol; nucleus. NCBI's taxonomy places the organism in Eukaryota, Fungi, Ascomycota, Pichiomycetes, Pichiales, Pichiaceae. Gene Ontology annotation, molecular function: DNA binding. The record is from RefSeq and is a predicted model, not a curated record. The coding region runs from base 1 to 399 and encodes 132 amino acids. The transcript has 2 exons.